GUAAAGUCCAGAUGGCAGCACUUUGAUCAGCUGGGUGAGGUUAUCGGCUCAAAGCUUCAAUAACGACGUAACAGAGGUUUCUGGCUCCUGUAAUUAUCAUGGCUUAUAAAAUGGUUUCGUUUGUCGCGUCUGUUUUGGCUUUUUCCUCUUGGACCUAUUAUUUUCCAGGUGAUAAACCAGCACAUCCAGGGAUGGUUCAUUUUCCACUGGAAAUGCAGUCAAUGAAAAAGGUGGAAGAACAGGGAAGGAAAUUAAAAGAGCAGCAGAUGAAUGUAGUUUUAAAACAGAAAGAAGACUUUAAAACAGAACCUGUAAUAGACGUGACUCCGAUUCAUCGCUCAGAAGAACUGUUCUUCACGUCUGCAGUCUCCACUUUGAGUGGAUCUCUCUCUCUGGACACAGUGGUCACCAUUCUUCUGAUGCACAUGUGUGGAGCUGAUCUGGUGGCAGCCAUGUCUGCAGGGAUUCUCCAUCUCUUCUCCUUCAGUGUCUUCAUGGACUUGGUGUUUGGGAUGAUCACUCUUAAUUACAUCAACAAGAUCAAGAGUGAGAGAGAAGAAUUACGGAAAACAAACUGUGAGCUUCAGAGGAAGCUCCAGCUGACGGAGCAGGACUGCAGAGAUGAAGCUGCAACGCUGCAGGAAGUGAAGAACAAACUGAAGACCUGGAUGCAUCACAUCAGAGUCACAGCGAAGGACAUGGAGGCUGAGACUGAAGAAACCAAGCAGAAGCUUCUGGCCCGGGAGAAAAAAGCAAAAACUUUCAGCCAAUCUUAGUAUCUGCUGGUAGAGAAUGGAAAUAUAAUGCAGGUGGAAACUGGACAAGCCUGAGAAAAGAUGAUAGAAACAUUAAAAAUGAGAGUUUCUUAUAUACAGAGGGAGGAUAAUUGAUUGAAAUAAUCAACACAGAACAGAUUCAUAUUUUUAUUGUAAAAGUUACAGAAUGAAAAACCAUAAAGGUUUAAAAAUGAGGUUUAAGUUCAGAUAGAAAAUGUAAAUAAAUGCUAAUUUAUGAACCUGGUUACUGACUGAUGGUCUAUAGUUCUGUAUUUAUUUUUUUCUUUUUGAUGACUG
Molecule: messenger RNA, 1073 nt
Organism: Poeciliopsis prolifica (blackstripe livebearer)
Lineage: Eukaryota; Metazoa; Chordata; Actinopteri; Cyprinodontiformes; Poeciliidae
Exons: 6
Coding region: 99-776 (225 amino acids)
Source: RefSeq, a predicted model, not a curated record